ACUUUGCUGUCUGAUCAGUUCUAGAUAUUGAACGUAAAUUAUAUUUCAAAAUGGAUUCAACCAAACGUAUCCAGACGACUAACGCAUUCAAGAUGUGGCAGGAGCUGCUGCUGUGGCACAAUUGGCGCAAGACUGCGCUAAUCUUCAUACUGACAUUGACGCUGCUCCUGGACAUUGCCGUCAAUCCGAUAAUCAGUGUGAUGAGCGUGGCCGGGGCAAUAAUACUAGGGAUCAGCAUGUGCUAUUGCUGCUACGUGUGGGGCAUGCGGAAGUUGCACAAAAGCAAUGAUGUCAAGCAUCCCUGUCAACGCUACCUGGACAUGGAUGUGACCAUUUCCGAGGAGACAGCCGAGCAACUGGCUGAUCUGAUUUUACUCAUACUAAACCCAAUACUGUUACACUUGCGAUCGCUAUUCCUCGUCGAGGAUCUGUUCGAUUCACUGAAGCUGCUCUUGCUGCUUUGCUCCCUAAAUAUUGUGGGUGACCACAUUGAUGGGAUGACUCUCCUACUAGCAGGUUUCGUGCUGCUCUUCACUGUGCCCAAAUUGUACGAGUGGAAGAAGCCAACGAUCAACAUGCAACUGCUGCAACUGCAACAAUUGAAGACUCUGCUGCUGUCAUCGGAAAAUAAAAAGAUACCAAUUGUAUCUGUCGAUCCGAAACUUAUGUCGCCCAACUCCAUCCAGGAUCCCAAUGGCUCAGACAAUGAGCUCGAUGAUAAUGGUGAACAGUUUAAUUCGUUUGACCAGGACAAUGAGCAGGACUUCACCAGUGAAUACAACUGGUACGAUACUCUAGAUGUGGGUUAUGACAACAUAAAACAGACUUAAUUAUGACUUAAUUCAUUUAAAGCGUUUCUUAAAUUGAACAAUUUCUAUAAAAAUAAUAGUCAAGAAAUUUAGAUUUAUUCAAAAUUUUGCGUCAAAGCCUAAAUGAAGAUUUCUAAAAAAUAAUAAGCCAAAACAGAACAAGAAUUAAUGUUAUUUACUGUUACAAUGCGUUGUAAAAUGUUGACAACUAUAGCCGCACACAAAUUAUACAGAUACAGUUGUGUUUAAAUCAAAUUUACUAUACUACAUAUACAAUUAUACUGUGUGAAA
This is a messenger RNA of Drosophila grimshawi, 1100 nucleotides long. Its product is annotated as reticulon-1-A. The transcript is spliced from 2 exons. Lineage: Eukaryota; Metazoa; Arthropoda; Insecta; Diptera; Drosophilidae. The record is from RefSeq and is a predicted model, not a curated record. Bases 51 to 830 code for a protein of 259 amino acids.